CAGUACGUGCCCUACUGCGGUGCCCUGAGCCCCGGCACCGCCCUGCAGCUGGUGCGGCAGUACGACAUCGUCGCCGACUGCUCCGACAACGUCCCCACCAGGUACUUGGUGAACGACGCCUGUGUUCUGGCUGGGAAGCCCCUGGUGUCCGGCAGUGCCCUCCGGCUGGCGGGGCAGCUGGUGGUGUACAACUACCAGGGAGGGCCCUGCUACAGGUGUCUCUUCCCCAAGCCCCCUCCACCAGAGACGGUGACUAACUGUGCGGAUGGGGGAGUGCUGGGUGUCGUGCCGGGCAUCAUGGGGUGCAUCCAGGCCUUGGAAGUGCUGAAAAUUGCCUCGGGAAUGGGUUCCUCCUUCAAUCAGUUCAUGAUGAUGUUUGAUGCCCAUGAAGGGAGAUUUCGCAACAUCAAGUUGAGACCAAAGAAACCAGACUGUGCCGUUUGCGGUGACAAACCGUCUGUCAACUGCCUUCAGGAUUAUGAGGCGUUUUGUGGUUCUUCUGCAACAGACAAGUGUAGGACUUUACAUCUCCUGUCCAGUAAAGACAGGAUAUCUGUAGAACAGUACAAAAAACUGUUGGAUGAGCAAGUUCCUCAUGUAUUGUUAGAUGUUCGCCCGCAGGUAGAAGUGGAUAUCUGUCGCCUGGACCACGCUGUCCACAUUCCUUUGAGUAAAUUAGAAGAAAAAGAUGAAGAAUGUCUGGAAUAUUUAGAAAAAAGAAUUUGUGAAGAAAAGCAGAGAACUAACGGCCAAGCAUCUUUUCCUGUAUAUGUCGUUUGCAAAUUAGGAAACGAUUCCCAGAAGGCUGUAAGAAUUCUGCAGGAGUUACCUGUCAAAGAAUUUGGUUCUGUAUUAGCUAAGGAUAUUAAAGGGGGGCUCAUGGCUUGGGCCAGUAAAAUUGACCCAACAUUUCCCCAGUAUUAG
This is a messenger RNA of Antrostomus carolinensis (chuck-will's-widow), 924 nucleotides long. It is a transcript of the gene MOCS3, whose product is annotated as molybdenum cofactor synthesis 3. The record is from RefSeq and is a predicted model, not a curated record. Lineage: Eukaryota; Metazoa; Chordata; Aves; Caprimulgiformes; Caprimulgidae. The transcript has a single exon. Gene Ontology annotation, cellular component: cytoplasm. Gene Ontology annotation, molecular function: thiosulfate-cyanide sulfurtransferase activity; nucleotidyltransferase activity; URM1 activating enzyme activity. Gene Ontology annotation, biological process: tRNA wobble position uridine thiolation; protein urmylation. The annotation marks the transcript as partial.